AUGAGCGAUCACUUGGUGCUGUUCGUUGACCGUCUCGCGCGCCCUGUCCCUGUUGACCCGGUCGUGCAGCCGGCCCAGCUUCCCUCCGAGCCCUCUCCGCCUCCGGCUGCUGCCGAUGCCGCCACCGUCGUCGCCGGGAGUUCCGGCACCGCUCCGAUGGAGGAUCGUGCGGGUGAGGGUGGCGAUGAGGAGGAGCUGCUGAUCCAAAUGGCGGAGUGCCGUAUCUGCCAGGAGGAGGACGGCGUUUCCAAUUUGGAAACACCCUGCGCCUGUAGCGGCAGUCUUAAGUAUGCUCACAGAAAGUGUGUCCAGCAUUGGUGUGACGAGAAAGGAGACAUUACUUGUGAGAUAUGUCAUCAGCCUUACCAACCAGGGUACACUGCGCCACCACCUCGUCCUAAUCCUGAAGAAACUACCAUUGAUAUUGGAGGUGGCUGGACAAUAUCUGGCACGCCUUUGGACUUGCGUGAUCCUCGCCUCUUGGCAAUUGCAGAGGCAGAACGUCAAUUUUUGGAUGCUGAAUAUGACGAGUAUGCCGCUUCCAAUGCCAGUGGCGCUGCAUUUUGCCGCUCAGCUGCUUUAAUAUUAAUGGCUCUUUUACUCUUGCGGCAUGCACUUUCUGUCUCAGAUGGUGAUUCUUCUGAUGAUGAUCCAUCCAAUUUUUUCUCUCUUUUCCUGCUUCGAGCUGCUGGAUUUUUAUUACCUUGCUACAUUAUGGCCUGGGCAAUCAGUAUUCUGCAGCGACGACGACAAAGACAAGAGGCUGCAGCACUAGCGGCAACCCAAGUUGCUUUUGUUCUACAAUCUGGGCAGCGUAGAGGCCUACAGUUCGCAAUAGCACCAGGACCACCCACGGUACACCAGGAACAAGUGUAA
Messenger RNA from Sphenostylis stenocarpa, 876 nucleotides. The record is from the annotation of a GenBank genome assembly. Lineage: Eukaryota; Viridiplantae; Streptophyta; Magnoliopsida; Fabales; Fabaceae.